Molecule: messenger RNA, 5680 nt
Organism: Poecile atricapillus (Black-capped chickadee)
Lineage: Eukaryota; Metazoa; Chordata; Aves; Passeriformes; Paridae
Gene: PDLIM5
Product: PDZ and LIM domain 5
Exons: 20
Coding region: 196-2613 (805 amino acids)
Biological process (GO): actin cytoskeleton organization; heart development; muscle structure development
Cellular component (GO): stress fiber; Z disc; filamentous actin
Molecular function (GO): actin binding; muscle alpha-actinin binding
Source: RefSeq, a predicted model, not a curated record
GCCCCGUCCCGCGGCGGCAGGGCUGGGCCGGGCCGGGCCGGGCCAGGGGAGGAGCGGCGGGAGACGGAAGUGAAAACAAGAGCGGGGGGACGGAGCUGCCGCCUCGCAGACGCGCCGCGGUGUCCUCGCCUCUCCGCGCCGUGCCGCACCGCCGGGCAUCAGUUCUUUGGAUUUGGUCCUUGAAUACUAAACAUCAUGAGCAACUACAGCGUGUCUUUGGUUGGGCCAGCUCCCUGGGGAUUCAGGCUUCAGGGAGGCAAGGAUUUCAAUGUGCCUCUGUCUAUCUCUCGACUUAAUGAUGGUGGCAAGGCAGCCCAAGCACAUGUGGGGAUUGGUGACGUGGUUCUCACCAUUGAUGGGAUAAGCACAGAUGGGAUGACUCAUCUAGAAGCACAAAACAAGAUCAAGGCAUGUACAGGCAAUUUGAACAUGACUCUGCAAAGAGUGUCUUCUAUACAAAAACCUGAUCAUUUUCAUGUGACAAAGGCAGAACCUACCGAAGUAGUUAAGCCUGUGCCAAUUGCCUCUGCUGUUGCACCCAAAGUCACUGCCACAACGAGCGUGGCUUUCAAUAAGACACCGAGGCCGUUUGGAGCUGUAACCUCCUCCAAGGUCACCUCCAUCCCGUCACCGUCCUCCGCCUUCACGCCGGCGCAGGCGUCGGCCGCAUCCCCGUGUGCCGUGCCCGGAGCGCAUGCUAACGCCAAGCCUAACGCUGAGCCGUGGCCACCUGUGCCGGGCGCUCCUAAACCUGCAGUUCCUGUCCCACGGCAGCACGGUGCCGCCCCGAGCGCCUCGGCCGCCGACGGCGCCCAGGACGCAGCCGAGGGGCCGCGACGAGGAGGCAGAGAGAACCAGGGGGAGAGUAAACAGCAAAAUGGGAAAAACCCACCCAAACGCCCCCCGCGGAAGCACAUCGUGGACACCUACACGGAGUUCUACCACACGCCCACCCACAGCGACGCCAGCAAGAAGCGGCUGAUUGAAGACACCGAGGACUGGCACCCCCGCACAGGCACCACCCAGUCCCGCUCCUUCCGCAUCCUCGCCCAGAUCACUGGCACUGAUCACAUGAAAGAACCAGAAAAUGACGCUGGGAAGAAGACUAAGAAAAGGCAAACAGAAAAUGGAGACUUCAGCAUACCUGCAGAUGUACCUGAUGGAAUAGAAACCCAGGAUGCCUGUGUUAAUUUAAAUAAAAACUCCAUAGCUACCCGGACUUUGGAGAUGCCACCUGCACCAGAAUUUCCAUCCACACCUUUACCACCUUUGAGUGGAAACAAUGCUAGUCCAGAACCUGCAGCUGCCCUUUUGCCGGUAACAGAUUCCCACCCUGGCAGUGUCCCCUCUCCCAAACUUUCUGAACAUAUUGCUGCUCCAGUUCCUGCAAGGCAUGAAGCAUCUCUGCUUACUUGUGAAACAAAUUCUUUCAAUAAAAUCUCAAGCUUUCAGUCUAAAUCAUCUGUAAGUCAUACAAGCUUCUGCACUGCAAAAGUAAUGCUGGAAGAUCCUUCGGGAAAUCUGCCGAUCCUUGGACCCUCUCCUCCUCCAGUUCUUUCUCCUUUUGAGCAGAGAUCAAAAAUUAAGAGCAUGGCUGCUGCUGCAGUGUCUGCUGCUAUUGCUGUCCGGGCCAGACUCCAUGAGCCUAGUGCCUGCCGCUCGCUGCUGGAUGCCCUGCUCAUCACGCCUGUCACUAAGCCUCCUCUGCAGGCCACCGCACCCUCCAGGAAGUCCACAAGCGCUCUGGAGUUGCCAAAGAGCCAGAGUGAUUCCCUGGAAGCUGCCCAGCCCGCCCCGGUGAGGAGCGUCCCUGCCUGCCAGGACAGUGUGGAUGUGAGACCUGCUCCUGCCAACACCACACCUGCUGCAGUCCUCAAGCCAACGGCACCCCUGGGUUCUGCCAAGGGCUGGCAGCCUCCAAACCAAGCAGCUCCUGUCAGUGGAUGGGCAUCAAACAGUAUUAAAUCACCUGGAAAAACUGCCCCGAGUGAAAAACCUGCAACAACACCUCAGCUAAAUGAGCAAGACACGUUGGUUCAGCGAGCGGAGCAUAUUCCAGCGGGGAAGCGCACUCCCAUGUGUGCACACUGCAACCAGGUCAUUAGAGGACCCUUCUUGGUGGCUUUGGGAAAGUCAUGGCAUCCAGAGGAGUUUAAUUGUGCCCACUGCAAAACCUCAAUGGCAUACAUUGGAUUUGUGGAAGAGAAAGGGAUGCUGUAUUGUGAGGUCUGCUAUGAGAAGUUCUUUGCCCCUGAGUGUUCAAAGUGCCAGAGGAAGAUCCUUGGGGAAGUAAUAAAUGCUUUGAAACAAACUUGGCACGUUUCCUGCUUCGUGUGUGUGGCCUGUCAUAACCCCAUCCGCAAUAAUGUCUUUCACUUAGAAGAUGGUGAUCCCUACUGUGAGACGGAUUACUACGCCCUCUUUGGUACGAUGUGCCACGGCUGUGAAUUCCCCAUUGAAGCUGGAGACAGGUUUCUUGAAGCCCUGGGCCACACUUGGCAUGACACUUGCUUUGUAUGCUCUGUAUGUAGUGACAGCUUGGAGGGCCAGACUUUCUUCUCCAAGAAGGACAAGCCACUGUGCAAGAAACACGCCCACUCUAUCAACAUCUGAUACUUGGAGCUCAUCUUGUGUAACAAAUGUACUGAGCAGAAAGGUUAAAAUGUCCAAUAAUUGGUUAAAAUUAUUUAUAUACAAUUUUUCUAAAAUGGAAGAGAGAUGUGGAAACUUGAAGAAGGGAUUGUACACUAAUUUUUCAGAGUGUUUAUCAUUUACAAUUUUGCCUCAUAAAAAAGAAAGGCGUCAGGAAUUGCACCCAAGACAAACAAUUAGAGUGUCUUUAUCUCUAUGCUACGCACAUUACUGUUUUUCAUGAUUUUAUGACCACAUUUUUAUCUGUUUCAUUAUGAGAAGUGAAGUAUCUAUAAAAGUAAAUACCUGAUAUUAGAAGUCUCAGUCUUGCUGCUGUUCAACAAAUAAAAGGAGAUUGGAUUCAGCAAUCCAGAUCACAUUAUUUUGGUGAUGUUUUUAAAGCAUGUCCAAAAGUAUUGCAGCUAAACUCCAUUAAAAGGAACUCAAAGAUAAGAUUACAUAAAAUAUAUGGUUCCAAAACUUAUUUUUUUUAACCUGAUAUUCAAAUACAGACAGCCUCCUACACAACUACGUGUACCUGUGCCUUUGCACUUAAAUUUCCCAUGGGUUUGUCCCAAGAGAUAGAGGUUUUUCCAAAGCAUUUAAGUGGCUAUGCUGGUAAAAAAGAAUAUUUAGAAGAUGCCACUUAAUAGAAAAUAUAAAUGGGAUACUUUUCUGUAACUCCUGUGCCUACCAGGACACUAGCCAAAACUCUCUGCUGCUGGGGGUAUGUUUGAUAGGAUGAAAAUGUCAGAUCACAUCUUAAAGGAACAGGGAUUUCCACUCUUCUGUUUGCGGUUCAGGUUUCAGGUAGUUUUAAGUGCCUUGGAAAGGGGAAAUUGUGCUGAAUCUGCAGGUAACAGUGUUUUGUGUCCAGAAUAUGAGAUCCUGGUGUUGAAUGAGGGAAGCUGCUGAAGUGCAGCUGAGGACAUUGGUUUUUUCUCAGUACAUUCUUUACCACGUAGCUCAUGAAUAUGUAUACUGGUGGUGUGCCAGGUAGCAUACUGAAAACUUAAACUUUCUUGCUCAGCUGUUAUGAUUUUUAUUAGUUUAGGUUUUAUGUUUCUCUUUUCUUACAAAUGUAGGGAAUGCAUUGAAAAAUGAUAUUCCACUGGUUUAAGCAGCUCAGUACCUCUCAGAACUUGCAAGGGAGCAGGGAGACAAUGCUGUCAUUAGGCAUUUGCCAUGGGCCAGGUCAGCCAUUCAGUGGCUUGAUACAAAUUUUGCAUCCACACAGAGAGGCAGUGCAAGACCAGCUCAGUCCCCCUUAGCCUCAAAUUAGGGCUUAACUGGUUUAAUUGGAGCAAUCGCAGGCAGCCAGGGAGGAGGUGGUGCUCCUCUGCACAGGGUGAAUUUGCUUCAGCAGAAUUGUGCAACAGAGAAGGGUGCUCUCGGGACCAGAGCAGAUUCCUGAAGGAAACUGAAUUUACUUGCUGUUUGAUUCAACUGGGGUGUCACAAUGAAAAGAAUGUUAGUCUUUAGUGCUCUUUCUAGUAGACAUUAAAAAUAACCAUUUACUGGUUUUGUUGUUGUGGGGUGGAUUUUUUUACUGAUUCAACAAAUGAUUUUAUCCAUAAAACCAUUUGUGGAUAAAAAAGUCACAAAAAUUUGCCACAGUUGAGUAAAGCAAUUGUAACGAGGAACAUCAACAAAAGAGGUGGAAAGAAAACCAAAAUUGCUGUACUGAAAUAUGAAAAGAUACUUGGCUUUUUAUUAAUUUGGUGAGACAGGUUCACAUUGUGGGGCUGUUUCAUUUUAUUUCCUGAAGUUGUUUUUAUUCAAUAUUACCACAUUUCUUUCUUAACUCCCAGUGGUACAGAAGAGAUUUGGUAAAUUUGAUGAAUGUUGGUAAAUAAGAAGAAAUUUGGUGGUACGGUAUAAAGUUGUUUAAAAUGUUUACACUCUUGUAGAUGUACCCUUUUGUGAGUUUGGCUGAAAAUCAGAAGGGUGGAAGCAGACUGGACAAGAUACAGUAACAUAUAAGCCAGGUUACUUUUAAAAUUAAGUGGAAUGUGGAGAAAUGAGACCUACAGACUGGGUUUCACUGGAGCUUUAUUGCACAUAUGUGAGGGAAGAGGGAGGGAAAUGCACAGAAAAAGGCGUUCCAUAAUUUCUGCGAUUCAAACCUCGCAGUUUUAACAUAGGAUAAAAACUUCUCAGUUUGUCAUUGUCCUUAAAAUCCAAUUAAAUUUUGUUUACCCUCAUAAUUUUAAUUGGAAUUUUAUUUUUUAAUCCAUAUGCUCUAGGGUUUGAAAUUUUGCAGUUGUUAAUGAAUUUGAGGACAAAAGCCUGAAAGGCUCUAAUAGAACUGCUUCAUUUAGCUGCUUUGCCUUUUAAUUUCUGCUUUUAUCUGUUUGUUUAAAAUUUUAAAGGAAGCAUAUAGUCACUGAUAGAUAAUGAAUAUUUAAUGGCUUUACCAAAUUAUAUAAAUCAAUUAAAAGGAACAUAAUUUUUAUCGUUAUUUUAAUAAGUGAGAUUUUAGUAGAGCACUUUAUAAUAAUGCCAUAUAUCUCACUGAAUAUUUAUUACCUUUUUUGUUGUUGUUGUUUAGAACUAUUUCAUCCUGGUAUUAUUUGUUUUAUUCGUAAGCCUGCCUUUACCUCUAGAGUCUUUUGGGGUCUGAGUGUGUCUUCUUUCUACAUGUGCACGUACGCAUGUGCAUUGAGAGAAAUAAGGAUAUAUGUGUAUUUGAAUGCAGACUUAACAUAGCAAAAAAUCACUUGGGGAUUUUGUGAGAUUCCCAACUGUUUUUCACACAACACACAUAUAGCAUUCAUGUUAUAAGGGAAUAUUACAGAGUCAAGACAGAUAUAUUAGUAACCUAACUACUGUAAAUCUUUGCAUGCAUUUUCAAUCAUUGUUUUUCUUCCAAAGCUGCCUGUGGGAGAAUUUGGCUUAACUCUGUUUGAAGGUGAAAUGUCUUUAUAAGUGAAUAAUUGAUCCAUGAUGACAGUUUCAGUAUGUUGUAAUGAAAUAAUUCAGGAUUACAUAUAAAUAUAAAUGCUUAAUAUAACAAUGCCAUAAACUUAAAAGCAGGAGUUGAGUUGUG